GCUCAUUGGACAGCACUAAUAAUCUGUCAAACGCGUGUUGAUCUUCACAAAAUGCGAAAUUAUUUCGUGUUUAUUCAAGUUCUAUAAAAAGAGUGAAAAAAAGUGCAUUAUUGUCCGUAAUAUUUAUAAAACGCGUGAGAUAUCGUUGUUGAACGUUUCCCGCGAUGGGUCCGCCAAAGAAAUACUCCAAAAAGGACCGCGCCGGCACCAGUGGCGGAGGUUCCACCACUGGUGGUUUCGUCGAGAACAGGUGGAACAAAAAGCGCCGACCGGAGGACGAGGCCUAUUCAACGUUCGCCAACGACGACGACGACAGUAACAUGGAUGCUGCGGGUGGGGAAUUCGUCCCAGAAGCCGCGUCCAAAAAUGCGGAGAAAAUCGACGAAGGUAUUCAGGAAGACGAGUACGGUGCCAAGGACUAUCGCUCGCAGAUGGAACUGAAGCCGGACAACGCUUCGCGUCCGCUCUGGGUGGCACCGAAUGGUCACAUUUUUCUGGAAUCGUUUUCUCCGGUUUACAAACAUGCCCAUGAUUUUUUGAUUGCUAUUUCCGAGCCAGUUUGCCGACCGGAACACAUUCACGAGUACAAGCUGACGGCCUACAGUCUGUACGCUGCGGUAUCCGUUGGUCUUCAAACGCACGACAUUAUUGAGUACCUGAAGCGCCUAAGCAAAACAACCGUUCCUGAGGGCAUUCAGGAGUUCAUACGACUGUGUACGCUCUCUUACGGAAAGGUUAAGCUUGUAUUGAAACACAACAAGUACUUUGUCGAAAGCCCUCAUCCCGAAGUUCUACAGAAACUUCUAAAGGAUCCGGUUAUUCAGUCGUGCCGUUUGAGACGCACCAAUGAAGAGGGCGACGGUUUUAUCACACAAACCAUAGAAAAGAAAGGUAUCACCGCGUUUGGAACAACCAAGGUCGGUCCAACAACGACUGUUCCGGCAGCAACUGAAGGAGACAAACCGGCUGAAGCUGAAACGGCUGUUGCCGUUCCGGAUGAUAUUACAAACUUCUACGAUAAAAUGGAUAACGAGGAGGAGGAAGAAGAAGCGAACCUUAAUACGGUUUCGUUUGAGGUCAAUCAAGAAAAGAUCGAGGUCCUGCAGAAGCGCUGCAUCGAAAUUGAGUUCCCUCUGCUGGCGGAGUAUGACUUCCGCAACGAUACAAUCAACGCAGACAUAAAUAUCGAUUUGAAGCCAGCGGCUGUGUUGCGUCCGUAUCAGGAGAAAAGUUUAAGGAAGAUGUUCGGGAAUGGUAGAGCCCGCUCGGGGGUUAUUGUCCUGCCUUGCGGUGCAGGUAAAUCGCUGGUCGGGGUAACGGCCUGUUGUACGGUUCGUAAACGUGCUUUGGUGCUUUGCAACAGUGGUGUCUCUGUCGAACAAUGGAAGCAACAGUUCAAGAUGUGGUCCACGGCUGACGACAGUAUGAUCUGCCGAUUCACUUCGGAAGCGAAGGAUAAGCCAAUGGGAUGCGGGAUCCUGGUCACAACGUACUCUAUGAUUACUCACACUCAGAAGCGAUCGUGGGAAGCGGAACAAACCAUGCGCUGGCUUCAGGAACAAGAAUGGGGCAUCAUGGUCCUGGAUGAAGUACAUACCAUUCCCGCUAAGAUGUUCCGAAGGGUGCUGACGAUCGUCCAGUCCCACUGCAAGCUUGGUUUGACAGCCACCUUGCUUCGUGAAGACGACAAAAUUGCUGAUCUGAAUUUUCUCAUCGGACCCAAACUUUACGAAGCUAACUGGUUGGAGCUCCAGAAGCGAGGCUACAUUGCCAGGGUGCAGUGUGCCGAAGUAUGGUGCCCCAUGGCCCCGGAGUUCUAUCGGGAAUAUCUCGUAACCAAGACUUCCAAGAAGAUGCUGCUGUAUGUCAUGAAUCCGGCCAAGUUUCGAGCUUGUCAGUAUCUCAUCCGUUACCACGAGAAGCGUGGUGAUAAAACCAUCGUAUUCAGCGACAAUGUGUUCGCCCUCAAGCACUACGCAAUCAAAAUGAACAAACCUUACAUCUAUGGACCCACCUCACAGAGUGAACGUAUUCAAAUCUUACAGAACUUCAAAUUCAACCCGAAAGUCAAUACCAUCUUUGUCAGUAAGGUCGCCGAUACCAGUUUCGAUUUGCCGGAAGCGAACGUGCUCAUUCAAAUUUCAUCGCACGGUGGUUCCCGUCGCCAGGAAGCGCAGCGUCUCGGUCGUAUUCUCCGUGCCAAGAAAGGAGCCAUCGCGGAGGAGUAUAACGCAUUCUUCUAUACGUUGGUCUCGCAGGAUACGCUGGAGAUGGGUUACUCCCGGAAGCGACAGCGGUUCUUGGUGAACCAAGGCUACAGCUACAAGGUGAUUACCCAUCUGGCCGGAAUGGACAGCGAUACGGACUUGUUCUACAAGACACGCGACGAGCAGGGACAGCUGCUGCAGCAGGUUCUCUCCGCGACAGACAUGGAUUGCGAAGACGAGAAGAUUCCCGGGGAAGGAUCGGGAGCCCCACGACCGGGAGGUUCUAAGCGUACCGGUGGACUUAGCUCGAUGUCCGGUGCGGACGAUGCUGUUUACAUGGAGUUCAGGAAGAAGAAAGAGCAUCUGCAUCCGCUGUUCAAGAAGUUUAGGGGAUAAUAUUUUUAUAUACUGUGAGGUGAUUUUGAUUCCUAAUGAUUAAUAAAGAUUCACGUUCAUAAAAUGAA
Molecule: messenger RNA, 2671 nt
Organism: Armigeres subalbatus
Lineage: Eukaryota; Metazoa; Arthropoda; Insecta; Diptera; Culicidae
Gene: hay
Product: general transcription and DNA repair factor IIH helicase subunit XPB
Exons: 2
Coding region: 165-2603 (812 amino acids)
Biological process (GO): transcription initiation at RNA polymerase II promoter; nucleotide-excision repair
Cellular component (GO): transcription preinitiation complex; transcription factor TFIIH holo complex; nucleotide-excision repair factor 3 complex
Molecular function (GO): ATP binding; 3'-5' DNA helicase activity; hydrolase activity
Source: RefSeq, a predicted model, not a curated record